CUCCUACUCAUCACCACCGACGCCGCCUCAUUGGUGGAUGAUGCGGUUGAUGCGCUCAAUGAGUGUGUCGAGGGGCUGGGUGUAGGGCUCCUCCUGGGGGCUGACGAAGGAGAAGCACUCCUUGGCGAUGUACAGGUCGUUCAGCUCCUCUCUGCUGGCCGUCUUCGCCCGCGCCUCCUCGAUGGCCGCGUUGAUGGCCUGCAUCAUGCCGUUGUGCAUCUGCUGCUCCAUCCGCAGGCCCUCUCCCUCCAGCAGCUUCUUCUUGCCCUCCGUUGACAUGAGCAUGUUCUUGAUCUGCCGCUUCGGCACGGACCACACGCUCACGAAGUUGCCCCGGGGAUGCGCCUUCUGUCCCGCCCAGCCCUUGAAGCGACUGGCCAGCCCCUUAUAGCCGGCCAAGGCGGCGAACGCCACCCCCACUACCACCCCGUAGCUGUCGGUGUCUUGGUUGGAAGUGCUUGUCUCGGGCGAGAGCGAGGCGGUAGUUGAGGGGCACGUAGCUGUCGGGGGUGCCCACCUGGCAGUGCAGCCGCUCCGUCGUAACCUCAUGGAUGCACUCGUGGUCGAUGUGCCGAAUGUCGAGGGCCGGCGCGCUCUCAGCGCUGCCCAAAGUGCCGGUGACCAUGAGGUUGUCUGGGUGCAUGUCGCCAUGGAGCAACCUCAUCCUCCCGCCCUCCCGCCGCCACAAAGUGGGUGCCUUGCAUGGCACUGCUGGCUUCUCGAGGAGCCAUUCGGCACGCAGGGAUGGCGACAGCGGGGCGGCGGGCACCAAUUGGCGGGCACGGCGGUCUCAGGGGACAAGGGCGGGCAGGUCAAGGGCUGCUGCAAGUCCCUCGCGAGAGCGAGAGUGUCGAGCAGCGCCUCAUGAAUGGCGCGACGGUUCUUGGCGGCGAAUGCGGGCAUCAGGGACGGCUUGAGCUUCUUGCCGCCGCCCGGACCGUAGAGACUGGGGGGCUGGAGUGGUGUAGCGGGCUGCAUUGAGCGCCGU
Vitrella brassicaformis is the source of this 988-nucleotide messenger RNA. The record is from the annotation of a GenBank genome assembly. NCBI's taxonomy places the organism in Eukaryota, Vitrellaceae.